AUGAUGGUGGCAAUGGGUGAGGCCGAGAUGAGGAAGAACAACCCCGUGGCGGCCCUGAGCGAGAUGAUGGACACGAUCGAUGCCUCGCCCAAGACUGUGGUAGCAGCUCUCAACGGUCCAGCCUUGGGUGGUGGCUGCGAGGUGAGCUUGGCGUGCCACUACCGUGUUGCGGCGCCGAAGGCAUCCGUUGGCUUUCCGGAGGUGAACCUGGGCUUGCUGCCGGGUGCACAGGGCACUCAGCGGCUGCCUCGCGUGGCCGCUCUCCCUGUAGCGCUGCCGAUGAUCUUGCAGGGACGUCCCAUGAAUGCAGAAGCCGCAAAGAAGAACGGCAUCAUCGACGCGGUCGCCAAAGGAGAUGUGGUGGAUGAGGCUGCAGAGUUUGCGCUCACGCAUCCGCCAGCCCCCAUCUCCAAGCGAGAGGUGCCUAAGACCAACCGUUUCAUGAUGGCAGCCGGAGGCCCAUGCCCGGUUGUGCCUCCGGAGACUUCGAGCUUUGUACAUGUCCUGUGCAUGUUCAUGGAUUCUUUUGCACUUGCAGGUUUGGAGGGGGCAUUGAACACGGCCUUCAACGCACAGCCUUUGAUGGUGGCGCCUGGCGGCAUCAUCAAGUGUUUCGAGGCUGCCUGUUCGGGCAAGAGCUUCAGAGAGGGCGUGGCCGUCGAGAUGGAGGAGUUCACGAAGCUGGUCUUCUCUGUGCAAUCAGCCGCUCUGAGACACCUCUUCCUGGCCGAGCGCAUGGCGCAGAAAGUUCCUGGCGUCAAUGAGAAGCCAGCUCCGCUGAAGAAGAUCGGCAUUCUGGGUGCCGGACUCAUGGGCGGCGGCAUCGCCAUGUGCUUCGUGCAGAAGGGAAUUCCUGUUGUCUUGAAGGAUGCGAAGCAGGAGUGGCUGGAUGAUGGCAUGAAGAAGAUCCAGGGACUCUGGGGUGGUCAGGCCAAGAGGGGCCGAUUGAGCCAGGACAAGUACAAGCAGUACAUGAGCCUUCUGAAGCCGACUCUCGACUAUGCCGACUUCAAGGAUGUGGACAUGGUCAUUGAGGCGGUUCCAGAAAUUAUGGACCUGAAGAAGCAGGUGUUCCUCGACAUUGAGAAAAACACCAAGCCGGAUGCUCUGAUCUGCACCAACACAAGCGGGCUGAACAUCGACGAUAUCGCAGCAGUGCUCAAAGAUCCUUCUCGUGUCAUGGGAACCCACUUUUUCUCACCCGCCAACGUGAUGCAGCUGCUUGAGAACGUGCGAACAUCCAAGUCCAGCACCAAAACGUUGGCCACCGGAAUGGCCAUGGGCAAGCUGAUCAGCAAGAAGGCGAUCAUGGUGGGCAACUGCGAUGGCUUCGUCGGCAACCGAAUGCUUGCGCCGUAUGCUGGGGAGGCGAAGAUGGUCCUGGAGGAAGGUGCCAGCAUCGAGCAGGUCGACGCCGCGGCGCAGAAGUUCGGCAGCCCGGCGGCAGCCCAAAGAGUGCAGGCAGAGCGAAGAGGCAAGAAAUGGAGACUGCUGGAAGGCAUGGCCAUGGGUCCGAUGGCCUUGGGUGACUUGGUGGGCUUGGAGCUUUUCUGGAAGCAGCGGAAGGCGGCCGGUGACAUGCAGAAGCAGACCAAGACCUACUAUGGUCCGUAUGAGCUGACGGACCAUCCGCGAGUUCAGUUUGUUGUGACACCUUCGGACGGCUGUGAUGUGCAUGGUGAAUACAAGCACGCAUUGGAAGCCAGAGGCAGAUGGAAGCAGGUGGAGGAGGUUCAGGUGCCAAGCCUUGCAGAGGGAGAAACCGAGGCGUCAAAGUAUGCGGAUGCAUGCGGUUUGGAGGGAGGUUGUCGCCAGGCCAACGGCCGCGGCGUUUUCAUUCACCGUGGUCGCAGCAAGGAGGUGGAUCCCGAGGUCGUCGCAAAGCUGGAUGAGGUUCGCAAGGCGAAGGGCAUGACACCUCGGGCCGUUUCCGACGAGGAGAUUUGCGAGAGGCUCUUCUUCUCCAUGAUCAACGAGGGCUUCAAGAUCCUCGAGGAAGGGUAUGUGGCCCGAUCCUCGGACAUCGACCUGGCCUACAUCUACGGCUACGGCUUCCCCCCUGCCAAGGCCGGAAUCUGCACUUGGUGGAGUUAA
Messenger RNA from Symbiodinium sp. CCMP2592, 2094 nucleotides. The record is from the annotation of a GenBank genome assembly. Lineage: Eukaryota; Dinophyceae; Suessiales; Symbiodiniaceae.